CACUAGGAAUCCCGUACCUCUCUCUCUAACCAUGAGCGUCGCAGCUCUCUCACCCGUGGCCCCUGAGCCGCUCUCCCCGAUGGUCACCUCCGUCACUCCGACCAUGGACCCCGACACCUCCUCUGCCGAUGUCAGCACACCUCCUCACAACCUGGACCAGGAGUUCCAGGACGGGGCCUCCUCACCUGGCCUGGGCUCCAGCAGAGGCAGCCUCACUGGAGGAGGACCUCACCUGGGGAGAGACCCCUCCCACAGGGCAAAGAAACCUCCACCGCUGCACACUGGAGCCGACUGGAAGGUCGUCCUUCACCUGCCGGAAAUAGAGACGUGGCUGAGAGCGACCAGCGACAGAGUCACACAGCUCACACACUCGGUGGGACAAGACGGCGACAACAGACACGUGGACGUCCACCUGGUGCAGCUCAAGGACAUCUGUGAGGACAUCUCGGACCAUGUGGAGCAGAUUCAUGCCCUGCUGGAGACAGAGUUCUCCCUGAAACUUCUGUCCUACUCCGUCAACAUCAUCGUUGACAUCAGGACGGUGCAGCUGCUGUGGCACCAGCUGAGAGUCUCAGUUCUGGUCCUGAAGGAGCGUCUGCUGCAGGGCCUGCAGGACUCCAACGGGAACUACACGCGUCAGACCGACAUCCUGCAGGCCUUCAGCCAGGACCAGCACCAGACUCGCCUGGACGCUCUGACCGAGGUGGACGACUGCGGUCAGCUGACAAUUCGCUGCAGCCAGGACUACUUCUCUUUGGACUGCGGCAUCACCUUCGAGUUGAGCGAUUACAGCCCCAGUGACGAGCCCGGCCGGGAAACUGAGCCAGACUGUGAGGACUCCCCUCAGGACGUAGAUCAAGCCCAAGACCCAAAUCCAGAACCGCUGUCAGAGGACAGUGAAGGACCUCGCCUCUCGAACCAGGAACUCCAUAACAGUUUACCUGAACUCACCACGCCCGCUGACUCAACGAACCAAAACCAUCCUCCGUCAGUUUUACCCAAAAUCCCCAACCACAGUGAAAGUGUGAAGCGCCCCCUGCAGGGCGUGAGCCACAGCACCGAAGUGUCGCCCACACAGCCGUCUCUUCCCAAGAGAGCUGCUCUGUUCUCAGAGGGAGGAACCAGAGAGGAGGACCGGAGGGGAGGAUCGGGGAAGGUCAGCCCGCUCUCUGGGCUCCAGUUCCAGGCCGAGCUGAGUCGGAGCACUCCGUCUCUCAUGGAUCCUCCAGACCGUUCCAAGUUCUGGUUGGAGCUGGACUCGGUUUAUCCAGAAAAUGUUUCACAGUCCUACGAGAGUCUGCAGAUAAUGAACGGACGCAACCUCCAGAGAAACCACGUGAGCUCCAGACAGGGAGGACGCUCUCAGAGGAGCGCCCAGAGACCGCUGACCGACUCGAGGAGCUCAUCAGGGGCCAGACUGACCGCCAACGCCCCCCUGCCUCUCCAGGACCCGGCGUCUCAGGAUGAAAUAUCAAAACAAAUGGAGAGGACGCAGAAGGAGACAAAUGCACACAGUGAGGGGGACUCUGACUCCUCAUUGCCCUCCCCCAUGAGGGAGCAGUUCCUCUCCUCUGACCUGGAGGCAUCCGGAGAGGAGUCAGACCCCCGGCCGUCCCGCAAGGCGGCGGUGUGGAUCAUAAAGCGCCAAGGGCAGAAGGUGGCCCAGGUUACAUCGAGAGCCAGCCCAGACAGGGAGCACUGGUACGGGUCAGAGGAGUUCCUGGCCCUCCCCGCUCAGCUACGAAAGACAGAGAUGCUCGCUAUGAAGCUGGAGAGUCUGGCUCAGUCCCUCCCGCAGAGGCCGGACUCUUCCCAGGACGCUCUGCAGGACGUGGAUGACUGGGAUUUGACAGAGCUCAACCCAGACUGGGACGUAGGGGAGAGCGGGGACAACAUGAGCAGCGUAGGGGAGAGCGGGGACGACAUGCCCGCUCUUCUGCCACCUCUGCUUCCUUACAGAAGAAACCUGGUCAGCCGCUUUAGCUCCACCUCCUCCAGCGAUAUCGCUCCCUCAUUGGACGAAAGCAUCGAGUCCGGUCCGUUAAGCGACCUGCAGUCUGAGGAGGACGAGGGACGGAGGUCCGCGGACCGCCGCCUGCAGCUGAGAGCGUCCCCGGUGGACAUGCGUGGAGGUGCGUCCAUGAUUCACCAGCUGCUGGAGGACAUCCAGAGUCAGGACAAAGACCCCGCCAUCUGGAAGAAGAUAGAGUGUUUCGUGCAGCAGUUGGACGGGUUCAUCUCGUGGUUGCAGGAGGCGCUGGACAGCACUGAAAACUGGACGCAGCCCAGGCAGGAUCUGGACAGCCUGAGGGUGUACCUGGACACACACCUGAGUUUCAAGCUGAACGUGGACGGUCACAGCGCUCUGAAGGAGAGCAUAAUGGAGGAGGGCAGAGCACUGCUCACCGUCAUCACCUCCCACCAAUCAGGUCUGAAGGAUAUCCUCCAUAUGGUUUCCAGCCAAUGGGAUCAGCUCCAGCGGCAGAUCCGGCGCCAACAUGGCUGGAUGCUCCGCGCCCUCCGCUGCAUCCAGGCCCGCCUCCUCUACACCAGCCAAUCGCACGGGCCGUUCGCAGCCUCGGGGGAGUCGGCGGCCAGUCGGCAGGCUCCGUGCUCAUCAGACUGCCUCAAGGCUGAGCCGAUCCCCAGUCAGUGUGAAGCCCAGCGAGCCGCUCUGGCAGAGCAGAUGGCCGUCAAACUGCGCAGCCUGCAGUACCCCUCCCCCACCAGCAGGAGGCACCACAGCCAGCUGGCGAGGAACAACAGUCUGCAGGAGUUUGAGGCCGAGUACCAGGAGCUCUGGGAUUGGCUGAUGGACAUGGACGCCAUGGUAACAGACAGUCACCAGCUGAUGAUGUCAGAGGAGCAGAGACAUCACCUCUUCAAGAGCAGCCACGCUGAGCUGAUGAUGAUGGAGAGCAGGAAGACGAGCCUGCUGGGCCGAGCAGAGUCUCUGAAGAGGAGCGGCACCGAACUGCCCGAGAACUUCCACCGCAGACUACACAACCUGACACACACAUGGAGACAGCUGGAGAAAAUCCUCUCGGUGCAUUCGGGACCCAGCUCCUCUUCAUCAGCCAACAUGAACUCUUUGCUGGUCGGCGGUCGAAGCGUCGGCGGCGUGGAGAACCCUCGCUCGGCGCUCUCCCCGCUGACCAACUCGCUCCUGGAGCAGCUGGAGGCUCGAAUCAAAGAGCUGAAGGCGUGGCUGCGAGACACCGAGCUCCUCAUCUUCAACUCGUGUCUGGGACGAGACAAAGACGCCUCGGAGCAGCUCCACAGUUUUAAGUCUCUGUGUUCGGAGGUGCGAGCCCGACGCCGAGGAGUCGCUUCUGUUCUGAAACUCUGCCAGAAGCUGCUGCAGCAGAGCCAGUCGGGCCCCAUGGCGGAGGUGGGCCCAGAGGCGGAGCAGCACCGUGAGGCCCUGCAGCUGCUGUCGAUCAACCUGGAGAGGAGGUGGGAGGCGAUCGUGAUGCAGGCGCUGCAGUGGCAGAACAGACUGAAGCGAGAGCUGGGAGAGCAGCAGGUUCCUGGGAGCUUUCUGGAAGCCGGUCUCGUCGACCUCCACCAGAUGAGCCCCGUCCCCGCUGGUCCAGUGGCACCGCCGCCGGAUGACUCCUGGGAGUGGGAUGAAACGGAUAUGACAAUCACAGAACUUGAGCCACAAGAAAUAUCAGAACCCGACCUCAUGCACAACCUCCCCUCAGAGCCAGACCUGCCUUCGGACAGCGCUCCGUCCAACGGGAAUCAACCCGAUGGGAUUCAAUCCGGUGUCCCAGCCAGUCUAAAUCCUGAGACCACGUUCAGCACGUGUGGAUCCUCCUCAGAGGUUCAGUCGAAUGCGACCUCCCAAACUCUCCGCCCAAACAACAACAUCUACCAGGUGUACAGCAUCCAUACUGUCGAAUUAUACCGACAGCCUCAGUUUCCUCUCUCCUCCUCCUUGCUGCACAAAACCAAAUCAGGAAAACGGAAACAGCACCUCCUCCUGAAGAGCCUGAGUAAGGACUCCUCAUUCUCCUCCAUCGAAUCUCUGCCAGACCUCGUGGGAGGUUUGAUGUCAAACAGCCGAGGAGGAGACAGAAACGUAGGAUACCAGGACAGCGAGAGGGAGAGCGGCAGAGGGAGCGGCCAGUCGGUGAGCAGUCGGCGGUCAGAGAGCGAGAGCGGCAUCGUUAGUGAUACAGGAGACACGGAGACGACGGCAAACUCUGAAAUCCAGGGGGAGGAGGAGGAUCAGGGUGACGAGGAGGAGGAGGAGGAAAAAGAGCAGAAGAAGGAUGAUGGGAGUCACGUGACUCGGCACAAAGACAAUAUGAGGCACAACCAAAGAGCCAAGAACGAGGAGAACGUGAAGGAGAAAGGAGUGAGGAGAGAGGAGAACAGAAGAAACAGAGAGGAAGAGAAAAGGAGGAGGCACAAGAGAGGAGGAGGCGAGGCGGUGGAGAUCCUAAUCAACGGGCGUGGAAUCCUGACUCCUGCUGACUCCGACUCUGACUUCGAGGUGGGAGGACUCGGUGUGGACUCCUCCAAGCCCUUCAUGUCCCGCAGUGACAUCACAGGGUUCAAAGUUGAGCAGCUGAGCGGUUUGGAGACUCCUCCAGCUCUCAGCCGCCGCGCCUCCUCUCCGGUUUUAUCUCAGGGCUCCUCUCUGGAGUCCCUCCUGGCUCUGGGUGUGGAGCUGUUUCCCUCCAAAGACCAGCUGCACCGGAGCGCCUCCCUGGAGAGCUGCUUGGCCCCGUGCCGCAGCGCAGAGGAGACCGGAGGCAGCCUGGCCAGCCUCGGGGAGCUGGACCUCGGACUGAGCAGGGAGCUGGACGGAGGUGAACCCGGAAAGGAGAACGAAAGCGUGCAAGGAGAACCGUCCGCUGGGGAGCUGAGCCGAAGAACUCUCGACCUCCUGAAACGUCUGGAGAACAUCCAGAGCCCGCUGGAGGCCAAGAUGACCCGCAGCGUUUCUGACAUGACGCUCCGCAGCAGCUCGUCACACCGGAGCAGACUCCCCGCCUCGCCCUCGCUCGGUGGUCGACACGCCCCCCUCUCUGGGAUUUCACGGAAAGGACCGCCAUCGCUAAUCAACGAGAGUUCAGCAACGGCGUCGCUAACGGAGCUCAGCAGCGCCGAGGACUCCUCUCUGGGGUCUGAAGACUUCGCCAUGCUCAGAAAUCAACGCCACGUCUUCCUGGAUCCCGCCACAGGAGCCAACGCCAACUCAAGCUCUUACAGAAAACGUUGCCACGGAAACAGCCGAGGAGCACAAGGGUUGGAUGAGGCAGACGCUGCGAGUUUGAGUCUGGUGGUGAACGUCUCCUACACGUCAGCGUGCACUGAUGAAGACGAGGACGACAGCGACCUCCUGUCGUCCUCCACGCUCACGCUCACAGAGGAGGAGCUCGGGGUUCGGGACGGAGAGGACGAGGAGGAGGAGAGGCUAAGCGGCGGCUCCUCUGGUAACGAUGACGAUGAGGACGAUGACGAAGAGGAGAUGGAGGGCUCGUAUGUCCUGGGGCUGGAGUACAUGAAGAGGGAGCUGCAGAGCUGGAUCCGAUGUCCUCGAGCUUCGUCUUGCUCUUCUAAAUCAGAAGCAGGUCUGCGAGACGAGCUGCAGUGUGGCACCAACCUGUCCUCCUCCUUCACCUCCUCGUCUCACAGCAAGGACCAAAACUGCUUUCAAAACCGCUCCAAAUUAGCAGAAAGUAACAGCGGCAACAACAAAAGAGAGAAGAAAGAAAAGGAGGAGGAGGAGGAGAACCGGAGGAACGCGACCAGAAGCUACAUCAGCCAGUUUGUGGACGACGUGGAGAACGGAAACGUGGACCAGAGCUGUUUGAAAGGGAAAGACGAGGACGACGAGCUUCUCCGAGAGGAGUCCAGCGUGUUCACAAAGAAAGGAGAGUCGCUGAAGACUUACGUGCUCGCCAAAACAGGAGAAACGGUUCAGGACGUCAGCGACUUGAUCGUCAAAACCGAACCAACCAAUCAGCUUUCUCCAUCGCCGUCCUGCGAGCUCCUCCCCCUCCUGUCCAAACGUGCGUCCUCUCUAGUGGGACAGCUGAGAGGGGAGCUGCCCUGCCACAGCUCCUCCUUCCCCUCGCCUCCUUCUCUCUCACCCAUCGAGGACUGCAGAUCCCAUGAUGCAUUGCACAGGCCAGCAGCCGGAGGACGGAAGUCCAUCACCAGUCAGGAGAAGUUCAAAUUCUCGUCUUUUGUGACGGAAGAGACAAAGAGGGAAGUCAGGGACAAAGCUUCGUCCCUGCCACCCAGAAAACGGCACAAUUCUCACUCCUCCUGCUGCAGCCUCCUCCCCUCCCCCUCCAACCUCCGGCCCCGCAGCGUGGACGACAGCAAGGAGAACGUGCACGACUUUGUGAUGGAGAUCAUUGACAUGACGUCACUGGCGCUGAAGAGCAAAGAGAGUCAGCCCGAAGAGCCGAACCAGAGCGACAGCAACCAGUCCAACGCGGACCAGAGUCCUGCGCCACUGACACAGAUCAGAGACAAGGUCCUCGAACACUCCCACCGGCCGCUCCACCUCCGCAAAGGAGACUUCUACUCCUACUUGUCUCUGUCCUCCCAUGACAGCGACUGCGGCGAGGUCAGCCAGUGUGCUGAGGAGAAGAGCUCCACUCCGGCGCCCUACAGCAUCCCGACUUACGUCACGCCGACACAAGGCCUCCACAGCCCGAGCCCGGAGCCGUUCGCCAAACUGCAGAUAUCGAACUCUGCUCCGUCUUCCACACGCUCCUCUCCAAACCUCGACUCCAAGAAUUUCUGCACGCUCGAUUUAACGUCUGCGGGCCACGCCAAAGAGCCCACCAGCCCGUCUCUGUCCCUGCCGCCCAGUCCAGACAUCAGGGACGAGGAGAUGCUGUUUGCAGCCUGUACGGAGGAGGUGUACCUGGGCCCGCCUCUCUGCUACAGCAUGGAGCUCACCAAGAAACCACGGCGCUUCUUUCUGAAGGAAAACUCCGAGUUUUUGCCCUCCCUGGACCCUGGCUACGACCUGAACAGUCUGACUUACACGCCUUCACAAACAAGCGACAAUCUUCAAUAUUUGUCUCAAGAGGAGUGGAGCUCCGAACCAGGUCUGAGGUACCUGUCCCCCUCAAAGGACGGCGAGCAGGAUCAGGUGUAUUUCCAAGGAUCCACAGAGGAGACACACAGCUCCUCCUCUCCGCUCCUGGAGCCUCCUUACAGCUCUUUAUCCUCCUCCUCGCCCUCAAACAGCGUCCCCGCCUCUCUCCGGGGGCCCGGCUCCAAACCAAACGCUGACAACCCUUCCUCUCCUCCGCCCGUGUCCUCUGGCGCCGAGGAAGAGAAGCGAGGUGAGGACCCGUACCUCCUCUGUGAUGUCGCUGGAGGAGAAGUCGCGGCCGCUGCGAGUGUCAGCGCGCCGCAGGAGGAGAGGAGUCGUAAUGAGGGGCCUCCUUAUCUUAAUCCCCGGGCGCGUGUCGCCCCGAUAGACUCCUCCGCAGCCGAAUGUUUGGCAGAUACUAAAGCGCUUGAAUCCAAUAUGGGCGCCGUAAUGACCAAGAUAAGUGUCUGCAGCUCCGCUACAAAUCCCUCAAAAGAGGCAGCCACCACCGCCACGCGUAUUAAUCCCAAAAUUAACUGCUCGGCGAUGAGAGAGGCAGAUAGAGAGGAGGGGGAGAGGCGAGGAGAGGUGGAUACUCGGCGGGUGAAGCAGGAGGAGAAGGGAAGGAGAGGGCGGAGCGGCUCGCAGCAGGAAGCGAAGGCAGCGGCGGAGAAGCAGGUGAGAGCUCAGUCAGCCGCCAAUCACGCGAGAGCAGCGCAGGGACGGAGCCAAGCCUCAGCGAGACCGCCCGCCUCGAGAACGAAAGCAGUCAGAAGACUUCCUGCGUUGGGAGCAGAACCCUCCAGGAUCCAGCUGUAAGGGAGCUCUCUCCAUCUCCUCCCCGCUGAGCUGAUCUCUCUCCUGGGUUUGUCUCUCCGGCUGCUCCUGGAGCCGUUUCACCCCCCUCUGAUCUCCCGAAUCUCUCUGCUGUAACCGAACAGAUCGUGUAAGAAACUGGACUGAAAACUCCUCCAGCAGGUUCAGGGUGAUUCUGAUUUCCACUUUCUCACAGAAAUAAUAACGUCUCGAACUACAGGGUCUCUGAGCGCUUAGAAAGCAGCUUUUACCGUUUGGCUGAGCUUUUUUUUUUUUUUUAGGUAGCCUGUAGUCAAUAUAUAGAGUUUACCUCAAAAUACAGUUUUAAUGUGACAAAGAUUUAAGAUUUAAAGAUUUAAGAGCUCAGAGGAAAAUAAUGUUGUAACAGCAACCAUUUAAAUGUGAUUACCAAAUUGAUUUUUUUAGAAAUGUCUGACUUAAAACAAUGUUUUCAGCAGCUGUAGAGAAAUAUUUCACUCAUGAGUCACAAAGUUACUUUAUUACAAUAUUUACUCGAAAAACAAGAAAAAACUCUUCCGACAGGACGACCUUUAGGUUUAAGUGAAAGCAGCUCAGAAUCAGCCCAGUCUUUAUUAUUCUUUUGUUAUUUUUAAGUUUAUUUUGUUGUGGUUUCAGAGUUCAGACGACACUUAAACUUUCGAAUCGUGCCAAUUUAACCCUUUGACACCUGGAUCAACAUCAGUUGAAACUGAACAAUUUGGUUUUAUUUCUUUCAAAUACUCGGGAAACAGGCAGUGAGUAACUGCGG
Molecule: messenger RNA, 8660 nt
Organism: Plectropomus leopardus (leopard coralgrouper)
Lineage: Eukaryota; Metazoa; Chordata; Actinopteri; Perciformes; Serranidae
Gene: akap6
Product: A-kinase anchoring protein 6
Cellular component (GO): sarcoplasmic reticulum; perinuclear region of cytoplasm
Molecular function (GO): protein kinase A binding; transmembrane transporter binding
Source: RefSeq, a predicted model, not a curated record